This is a messenger RNA of Eucalyptus grandis, 1399 nucleotides long. Its product is annotated as probable pectin methylesterase CGR3. Bases 264 to 1052 code for a protein of 262 amino acids. NCBI's taxonomy places the organism in Eukaryota, Viridiplantae, Streptophyta, Magnoliopsida, Myrtales, Myrtaceae. The transcript has 7 exons. Gene Ontology annotation, molecular function: methyltransferase activity. The record is from RefSeq and is a predicted model, not a curated record. Gene Ontology annotation, biological process: pectin metabolic process.
AAUCGGCAACGCGACACCAGCGCACGGGGGACAGCAAUACGGGUGGCGCGUAAAACUCCCUCUAGUUUUCCCUUUCUUACUUAUAAAUUAACUGAACAGUCAACUCGGUACAGAAGCGCACGAGAAUCUUCUCUCUCCCUGUCUCUUUCUCUGUCUCUGUUUCUCUCUCUGUGUGUGGAGCUGAAGUGUGGAGUCGUACUGGGUCAGAUCUAGAUCCUGCCCACCUCCCGCAAUCCCCACCAGAUUGAAAAUUUAAUAGCAACAUGUCGAGGAGGGCUGCAAAUGUGGCAAGGCGCUUUGCAGAUGGUGGAAGCAUCCCAUUUGUUGGUGCGGUGCAAUCCAAAGCACGGUCGUCGCCUUUGCUACCUAUCGGACUUUUAGUCGUGGGUGCAAUCCUUCUGAUUGGUUACUCUUUUAGUGGAUCAGGAGGAUCAAGGGGUGAUGGAGAUGCUGUAAGUAGAAUUGAAGGUGGUGUACCAUGCAGUCUGGAAGUGCUGAGAGCAUUACCUGUUCUGAAGAAAGCAUAUGGUGACAGCAUGCACAAAGUGUUGCAUGUAGGUCCCGAAAGUUGUUCAGUGGUGUCUCAAUUGUUAAAGGAAGAAGAUACUGAAGCUUGGGGUGUUGAACCAUAUGAUAUAGAUGAAGCUGGGGCCAACUGCAAAAGGCUUGUUCGCAAAGCAAUUGUACGGGUAGCUGAUAUCAAGUUUCCUCUUCCUUACCGGGCAAAAUCUUUUUCUCUUGUCAUAGUUUCGGAUGCGUUGGACUACCUGUCUCCAAGAUAUGUUAACAAAACCCUUCCAGAAUUGGCAAGGGUAUCUGCUGAUGGUGUUGUCAUUUUCACAGGCUAUCCAGGUCAGCAGAGACCUAAAGUUGCUGAGUUAUCAAGAUUUGGCCGUCCAGCCAAAUUGCGGAGCUCAUCUUGGUGGAUAAAAUACUUUUUCCAGAGCAAACUAGAAGAAAACGAAUCUGCCACGAAGAAGUUCGAGCAAGCUUCAGUUAAGCAGUCAUAUAAACCGGCCUGCCAGGUUUUCCAUCUGAAAUCGUUGCCUUGAAAUCCCACAGUGAAGUCUUGUUCUCUGAGCUUCCUGAAGAAACAGCAGGGCAGCAAGAUCCUUCAAACUUCACACCCAAAGGGUUGUGUCAACAGUCGGAUGGCCCGAUCAGUUUUACCAGUGAUAUCAUAAAUUUGUUUAAUUUCUUAGUAUAAAUUCAGGGGAGGAUGCACCAAGUUGGCUUCCACCCUUACAUAAUUCUGAGAAUAGGUCUUUAUUUUUUCAGAAGCUGCUACGUGGUAGUUUCCUUUUGUUAUGUCUAUUGAAAACGAUAGCUCAUGAAUUUUGAUUAUGAUGGUCUUGUCUUUGGUUAAUACUAUAUGGAUGGCCUAUCAGAUCUACUGUCA